This is a messenger RNA of Didymodactylos carnosus, 2025 nucleotides long. The record is from the annotation of a GenBank genome assembly. NCBI's taxonomy places the organism in Eukaryota, Metazoa, Rotifera, Eurotatoria, Philodinida, Philodinidae.
AUGGAACAUUUAGAAUUGGUCCAAGAAAUGAUCUUGUUGGAAAAAAUGACCGCUCAAGAACGUUUGAAACAUGCCCGACGGAGACGACAACAACAAUUAAAAAAUUGGAUGCAACGUGAAAAAGAGACAUUAUCAACAACGACCACUGCUAUCACAUCUGCUACAUCUGGGGGAUCGAAUGGAGUAAAUACAAUGACAAAAGCGGCACAAUCCUAUUUACAACAACCAUCAUCUUUGAAACAUCCAACAAAACUUAGUUCACAAGUUAAAUUUCCUCAAAAUGUUGUUUUACUUGAUGCCGCAUCACGUCAAGAUGCAGAUGAGAUAAGCCGUUUAUUACAAACAGGCAACUACAAUCCAAAUACAGCCAACGAAGAUGGUCUAACACCAAUUCACCAAUGCUCAAUUGAUAAUAGUCAGGAAUUGUUACUAUUACUCAUAAAAUUUGGUGGUGAUGUAAAUGCACGUGAUAAAGAUUUAUGGACACCGUUACAUGCGGCAGCAACAUGUGGACACAUACAAAUUUGUAAAAUAUUAAUUGAAAAUGGAGCUCAGUUAUUAGCCUUAAAUGCCGAUGGAAAUAUGCCGUACGAUAUUUGUGAUGAUGAUCAAACGUUAGACUAUAUAGAAACGCAAAUGGAUCAUGUGGGUAUAACACAAGAAAUGAUUGAUACAACAAGAUCAAAACUAGAAAAUCAAAUGUUAACUGAUCUUCAACAUUUAGUGAAGAAAAAAACAUCACAUCAUUCUUCUAGGACAGCAGAUGAUAUACUAUCGUACAGAAAUUCAGAAGGUGCCACACCAUUACACAUCGCAGCAGCAAAUGGAUAUCAGUUUGUAGUGGAAUAUCUUCUACGGCAACAUGUUUCUAUCAAUGUGCAGGAUAAGGAUGGAUGGACGCCAUUGCAUGCAGCUUCAUUUUGGUGUCAGCAAGCCAUUUUGGUGUUACUCAUCGAAGCUGGAGGCGACAUAUAUGAGAAAGUACCCGAUCAACGAACUGCAAUUGAUUUAUGUGAUGAUCCCGACAUAAGAACAUUCAUGAUAGAUUAUCGAGAACAAUGUAUUCGUAAUCAACAACAACUUCAAGCGGCCCAACAAGCAGCAGCUCAAGCUGCUGCUCAACAACAACAACAAAAAUCUACAAAUCGCCUAUUAACUGCUAACGGUUUGCCACCAACAACACCAGCCAGAACUGGUACACUUUAUGAAUCACGUUCGUCUGUUUCGUCACCGUAUGGAUCUGGUUCGAGUUUAAAUCGAACCUCAUCGAUUCGUCGCGCCUCACUACGUGAUCGAGAAAAAGUUAAAAAGUUAAAUGCAAACUUUUUCGAUGUACUCGAAGCAAAAGAUAAAAUACAUGAAGAUGUGGAUGAAACAACGACGCCGACAGCCGUAUUACUGCCCGUGUCAAUAAAACUAUCUUCGAGUGAUAGUAAACAAACUAAACCACCAGUCACUAACGAAGAACAAGCAAGUAGCACAACGACAACGGGUACUGACACAACCGUUCGCCCCACGUCUAUAACAACGAACACAAUUGAAUUACAGGCGACACCUGUGAAAAAACCGAUUCCAAUGAGUCGUACAGUAAAUGAUACGAAUUCAGUUCGAAACGAGUUACCAGUGAUAACGCUAAGUAAUAAUCAUAGCAAUAACACAAUGUUACAACAAUUACCCUCAGUUUCAACCACCACUGUUCCUCUACCGGGCACACUAAUUGAUGUUAAAAGAAAAAGAGAUGAAAAACGUCGUGCCGCUACAAAUGAUAUUGUUACAUCGUCAACAGUAAAUAGUAACGGAAAAAUAAACGAUAAUAUUCACAGUGGAAAGACGAAUUAUGAUAAUCCGUCUAAUACCGCUAAUACGCAUCUGAUUCGAACAACUUUUCCUCCUGUACCACAACAUCAGCACUUGAUAACAAAUAAUAAUGAUUUAUUAAAAAAGUAUAGUUCACCUAAACAUGUUGAAAUUGUUGGACAUUCGGAUGCUGAUCGUGAAAAACGUAUAUGUUGCGUUAUUUUAUGA